GUUUGUCCUCUGCAGUCUCCUUCUCCUCUGCUGGGAUGAGCAUCCGAUUCAGUCUGACUGAUUCUCGCACUUGCUGACUGUGUAAACAACAAUUUUCUCAUCAUUCUGCCCGCAGCAGCAUGUGAAUGGCAGCAGAGAGGAGCACAGCCACAGAGGCACAGGACCUUCCCGCUAGCAACCCUCCUCCUGCCACUCAAACAAACAUGCACCCUCACAACCAGAGUCGCACGCGCACACAGAAACACACGCUCACUCGGAGUCAGAGCCACAGUCACACCCAGACCCCACCGCAGACACACACACAGAGGCACGCACACACACUCGGUCACGCCAGACGUCACAGUCACACCCACACGGACCCUCAGGGACACACAGCCAGUCAGGAGUCCAGUCAGGCAGCUGCUAACAGACACACAGCCAUGGCCAAAGGGGAGCGGCUCACACAGACCCCAGCAGGGAAGCUCAUGAAGCCUCCAGAGCCCACCUUCACCAAAGCUCCUAACCAGACAGACCUAAACCAGAGGUUGUCUGUCUGCAGUAAACUGUGUUUUGCCAUCGGAGGAGCACCCAAUCAGGUGGCCGGAAGUGCCACCGCCUUCUUCCUCCAAAUCUACCUGCUCGAUGUUGCUCAGAUCAACCCAUUCCAGGCAUCCAUGGUGCUGUUCAUAGGGAAGACCUGGGGGGCUGUGACAGAUCCAAUCGUGGGCUUCUUCAUUACCAAGACCCCAUGGACCAAGAUUGGCAGACUCAUGCCCUGGAUGGUGGGCUGCACACCGUUUGUGGUGGUGUCCUACUUCUACCUCUGGUUCGUUCCUCCCUUCACCCACGGAAGGUUCCUGUGGUACCUGGGGUUCUACUGCCUCUACCAGACCCUCAUCACUUGUUUCCACGUGCCUUACUCUGCUCUCACCAUGUUCCUGAGCACGGACCAGAAGGAGAGAGACUCAGCCACCGCUUACCGGAUGACAUUGGAGGUUUUGGGCACUCUGGUGGGGGCUGCCAUCCAAGGACAGAUAGUGGCCAGCGCCCACACCCUGAAGCACUGCCCGCACCAAAACAUGUCUGCCGGUCACCUAGGCAACAGCAGCAGCGGGGCGGAGAUCGUCAGGAGCCUCGUGCACUCGCAGGACUUCCUGUCACAUGCGAAAGAAGUGUAUAUGAUAGCUGCUGGGUGCAUAGGAGGAGUGUUUCUUAUCUGCACCGUUGUGAUGUUCCUGGGAGUCAAAGAGAGAGAUGACCCGUACGCCCCUAAGACGGACAAGCCGAUCCCCUUCCAUCGGGGCUUCUUCCUGGUAAUGAAGCAUGGCCCUUACCUCACCCUGACCGCCGCCUUCCUCUUCAUCUCCGUGGCCAUCCAGUUGGUGCAAAGCAACUUUGUCCUGUUCUGCACAUACGCAGUGGACCUCCGCGACCACUUCCAGAACAUCGUGCUAACCAUCCUGGUGUCAGCGGUGGUGAGCAUCCCCCUGUGGCAGUGGUUCCUGGAGCGCUUCGGGAAGAAGACAGCUGCCUUCUGUGGCAUCACUUGGAUCAUGCCGUUCACAGUGAUGCUGGUGUUCAUCCCUAACCUGGUGGUGGCAUACGUGGUGGCUGUUUCCUCAGGACUCAGCGUUGCCGCCUCGCUCCUGCUGCCAUGGUCGAUGCUGCCCGAUGUGGUGGAUGACUUCAGGCUGGCUAACCCCUACUCUAAAGGACAUGAGGCCAUCUUCUACUCCUUCUACGUGUUCUUCACCAAGUUUGCUGCUGGCAUCUCCCUGGGUGUCUCCACGUUAUGCUUGGAGUUUGCUGGGUACGACACGAGAGCCUGCAGACAGCCAGCGGCUGUGGCUUACACCCUAAAGCUGCUCAUCGGCGCCGCCCCGGUGGCCUUCAUCGUGACAGGCCUGGUGAUCCUCCUCCUCUACCCCAUCAGCGAGGACAUCCGUCUGAGGAACAGGCUGUGUCUGGAGGAGCUACGGAAGCAAGGCCUCCGUACCAGGACACUGGAGGACCUGAGCAACGCAUGACCUGGGUCUGAAGCAGCCUCACCAUCAGAUUCCAGUGUGGAGCUGGAAUGAUUUUUAUUAGUGUAUGUUACACUGGGGGAAAAAAGAAUCCUGUUUUAAUGUAAACAUUUGAGUUUGUUUCUGUAUUUUCACAUGAACCUGUAAUGUAUAGCCAUCAUGAAUAUUAUAUAAGAUUACCUAAUUUAUAUAAAUGAAUGUAUAUCACUAUUUGCUGUGUUUAAGCCAACAUUGCUGGUGUCUGUGAAUG
Messenger RNA from Hypomesus transpacificus, 2253 nucleotides. It is a transcript of the gene mfsd2b, whose product is annotated as major facilitator superfamily domain containing 2B. Lineage: Eukaryota; Metazoa; Chordata; Actinopteri; Osmeriformes; Osmeridae. The record is from RefSeq and is a predicted model, not a curated record. The transcript is spliced from 15 exons. Gene Ontology annotation, molecular function: symporter activity; sphingolipid intramembrane carrier activity. Gene Ontology annotation, cellular component: membrane. The coding region runs from base 126 to 2006 and encodes 626 amino acids. Gene Ontology annotation, biological process: carbohydrate transport.